CUCUACUCAAACUUGUCAUGGCUGCAUCCACUCGUCUACAAGACAAAGUUGCCAUCGUCACCGGCGCUUCGUCGGGGCUGGGCCGCGCCAUUGCCAUUCGCUACGCGCGAGAGGGAGCAAAAGUGGUCUGUGCCGACCUGUCACCAGGUGCGCGUUCCCAGGUCCCAGAGGAAUCCGGGGAAACCACCCACGACUUAAUCAAAAAGGCGGGAGGGCAGGCCAUAUUUGUCCAGGCCGACGUUGGAGACGCGGGGCAGAUGGAGGGUUUAGUCCGGGCGACCGUGAAAGAAUACGGGAGAUUGGAUAUUUUGGUGAAUAAUGCCGGGAUUAGCAUCGAGGCACGGUCACCGGCUGUGCUGCAUCUCACCGACGAAGCGACGUGGGAUACGACGAUGCGGGUAAACACGAAAUCGGUCUUUCUCGGCUGCAAAUAUGCUAUCACCCAAAUGCUUGAGCAAGAACCUCACCCAUCAGGAGACCGGGGAUGGAUCGUCAACAUUUCCUCCAUCAUGGGGAUGAUCGCAGGGCCAAUGAAUCCCUCGUACUGUGCUUCCAAGGGAGCUGUGAGCCAGCUUACUAGGCAGAUAGCACUGGAUUAUGCGCCACACAGGAUCCAUGCCAAUGCUAUAUGCCCCGGUUACGUACAAACAGCUAUUUUCAAAGAGACCACUGCGAAUCUCUCCGCAUGGGAUGACCUCAAACGCCGGCAUCCUUUCAAUGGACCGGGUCUGCCGGACGAUAUUGCAAAGAUUGCCGUUGUGCUGGCUAGUGAUGACGCGAGCUGGAUGACCGGGUCUUGUGUACCGGUCGAUGGUGGAUAUACAGCGCGUUAAUUUACUAAGCACUAGAUUUGAAUGUUAGAGGCCAAGGGGAUCAAGCCUUGGAUGAGGAGGUCUUAGGCCCAGAAGGGAACUAGGCAGUACCCCGAGGGUCACUCUAAGUUGGGUGUCCCAGCUUCACAUACUACGUACAAAAGUAAUGUAGAAGGAAUUCAGCGCAACCAUCACGGAAACGCUUUGAAAUAUGUUUCUCGUCAAAUGCGACGGCUUGACGUUCGGUCGGUGCGGAACUUACGCUCAGUACAUAGGGAGUUUGGGAAUUUAGCAAGAACCG
Messenger RNA from Aspergillus alliaceus, 1113 nucleotides. RefSeq names its product SDR family NAD(P)-dependent oxidoreductase. Gene Ontology annotation, molecular function: oxidoreductase activity, acting on the CH-OH group of donors, NAD or NADP as acceptor. The record is from RefSeq and is a predicted model, not a curated record. Lineage: Eukaryota; Fungi; Ascomycota; Eurotiomycetes; Eurotiales; Aspergillaceae. The coding region runs from base 18 to 833 and encodes 271 amino acids. The transcript is spliced from 4 exons.